AUGGGCAUGAGUUUACCAGGCUUGCAAGGCACGGAAAUAAGUUCUCUUUAUGAAUGGCAUAUCUUGAACCGCGGCUCACACGUGCGCCGGGUUCUGGAGGUUAUUGGUGGUCUUGGCGCUGCGGGGCCGUUGCUCCGGUUCUUCGGCUCUGCAUCAUUAAUUAGCGGGGAUGCCGCCUUAGUCGACACAUCCUCAGCAGCGUCGCGUCAGAACGGUUAUCUAUUAGAAGUAAGAAAUAGGCACGAAGCUCGCCCUGAAAUAGAGGGUAAUCACUUCGCCAAGUACAAUCUCAGGAACAUUGGACCCUCCUUUGUAAAGAAGGCUGGAAAAGACUCUGCCAAUGCAGGUGAAACCAUAGGUCUUUUGCGUCUUGAAGGGACAUAUCAUUUGCGUAAAGAUUGUGUCCAGCAACGCAAACGCGAUGGUCGCAAGUUGACGAGGGUUGAAAAUAUUGAAUUGGGCUAUCGUAACUCAGUGACUUCGCUAUAUAAGUUGAGUCCGGUAGUGUAUACUUCAGUCGGUUGGACUUCGGAUGAAAAUACAAAGGAAAGACCACAUAUGGAAGGAAGACGAUAG
Messenger RNA from Colletotrichum acutatum, 576 nucleotides. RefSeq lists its product as uncharacterized. The record is from RefSeq and is a predicted model, not a curated record. Lineage: Eukaryota; Fungi; Ascomycota; Sordariomycetes; Glomerellales; Glomerellaceae. The coding region runs from base 1 to 576 and encodes 191 amino acids. The transcript has 4 exons.